CGUGAUUUGAUUGAUAUGAUUUUUCCGAAAGUAAAAUUGAAAGUAAACAUUAGAUUUGGAAACAAAAUUUGCAAUGAAUAAAGACUAUUCAAAUAAAAAUUUUAUAUCAACUUUAAGUCAGUCUUGGAAAAACGGAAAGGAUUUAAAGGAAAAAAAUGUGGAAUUCUACGGGUCUCCUUUUAAGCUAGCAGUAGUAGAAAAUUUUUUUGAAAAAGAAAAUUUAACAACAAAUUUGCUUCAUGAUAUUCUUGAAGUGGAUUGGAUAAAAAAGCAAAUGGAUCUGUAUCACUUUAGGCAGAGUGAUGAUAUAUCAAAAUUAAAUGCACAAUACCUAAAAGAGUUUCUUAAAUUGUUAGAAGAUGAAGUUAAGCCAUGGAUUGAAACUAUUUGUGAUGUAAAAAUUAACCGUGUUUCAGCGUCGUGUUCAAUGUAUAAUAAUGGAGAUUUUUUAUUGGUACAUGAUGAUCUUUGCUCCAAUCGACAAAUUGCUUACGUAUUUUAUAUUUCCCCAUUUGAUAAAAAUGUAUGGACAAAAGAUAUGGGCGGUGCUCUAGAAAUUUUCAAUGUUGAUUCAGAUGGUUUUCCAGAUUUUCCAGCAAUCCGCCAUAUAUCGCCAAUAAAUAAUCAAUUUGUAUUCUUUAAAGUUGGGGCCUUAUCAUUUCAUCAAGUUGAAGAGGUGAAAAAUUUAGAUUAUCCGCGUUUAACAAUAAACGGAUGGUUUUAUGGGGACGUGAAUAAAGAUUUGAAAUCAUUUGUAAAGCCAAAAAUAACGAAUUAUUAUAAAAAUCCAAAUACUUUAGAUAUAAAUUUAUCAGAAUGGAUAAAUUCUGUAUAUUUAGAGCGUAAAACAAAGACCAAAAUUCAGAGUUGUAUUGAAAUGAAAUCAGAAAUAAGUUUAGAAGAUUUUUUAAUUCCAAAUGUCUUUAAUGAUAUUUGUAAACAUUUAGAAAAUCCAAAAUUAAAAUGGAUGAAAAGAGGACCUGCAAGCAGUUCACAUUAUGAAGUUUUAGAUAUCCUCACAACAGAUGGCUUAUUACAAAAAUUUAUUGAAAUAUUUUCAUCUACAGAAAUGUUCAAAUUACUCUUUGAGUAUACGGCAUUAGAUUUUUAUGGCAAAAAUUCAAAAAAUCCAACUUGUUUUUUCGAAUUUCAGAGAUUGAAUAAGGGCUCAUACACUCUUUUAUUUGACGACAGUUUUUCAGAGGAUUGCAAACUUAAUUUAUUUAUAUAUUUUAAUUCCAUAGAUAAUGUUGGAACCGUUACUUAUUUGUCGCGUGAUAGUGAUGGAUCAUAUGAAGAAAUUAAAUCUGAUUCAGCACUUUUAACAGUUUAUCCUCAAGAUAAUUCAUUAAAUAUAAUUUACUGUACUGACGACCAAACCCAUUUCACUAAUUAUAUUUCAAAAGUAAAUAACAAUUUAACAAAACCGGUUCAUAGAUUGUAUUGUACUUAUAAGGAAUAAAGUAUUUUAAAAAUUGAGUUUU
This is a messenger RNA of Condylostylus longicornis, 1484 nucleotides long. RefSeq names its product prolyl 3-hydroxylase sudestada1 (gene sud1). Gene Ontology annotation, biological process: peptidyl-proline hydroxylation; regulation of translational termination. The transcript has 2 exons. Gene Ontology annotation, cellular component: cytoplasm. The record is from RefSeq and is a predicted model, not a curated record. Bases 74 to 1462 code for a protein of 462 amino acids. Lineage: Eukaryota; Metazoa; Arthropoda; Insecta; Diptera; Dolichopodidae. Gene Ontology annotation, molecular function: peptidyl-proline dioxygenase activity; iron ion binding; L-ascorbic acid binding.